AUGCUAAUCGCUGCCUACAACUCCAUCUCCAGUUGGAUGGCACGCUCGAAGACCGACUGGUGCACGGCAGAGGCAGAAGACAGUGAGGUCGGCAGUCAGCCCACAGAGCACUCCUCAACGACGUUUUGAAUCUAUCACGACGUUGAUAGAAGCGAACAGGCAAGUUCCAGGAAGCAGUUCAGAAGACGAAAAUGCGAUCACUGUAACAAGCAAUCUAUUGGUCCGACCUUUCGGAUUCCCACCCGAACUCAGCAUCUGCGAGUGUCUCUAAUGGUUAGUUCAAGUGAGAAUGCGAAACGUCAGGCCAAUACCUUUUUUGUUCCUGUGAUCGCAUAUUCGUCUUCCAUCACGACGUGUUUAGGCUUGUGGCCUGGAAGACUGUCAGCAUGUGGGGUAUGUCGGUUUUGGCCAGUACCGAGUCUCAAGCAGUAUUAGGCCCUGCUUUAGGUGAUCCUAACUGCGGGAGUGCGGUGCAUGCAUUAAGGACCGUGUCGUGUGCGACACAGAACCGUUGAGAUCUGUCAGCCACUGCGUCCCAAUUCCGUUUAUGUCCUCUUGAGAGUGUUUUGUCAUUGGAGCCAGGCGAGAUAAGAGAAGAGAGCGGCAGAUUCUGCGCACGUAUGCCUCAGUAAAACUAACACACUCUUAGGUCACCGGUGCUGCGCGCACUUCGUCGGACAUCCGACGGACGCUGUCGUUCGUGACGGCCGAACUGUCCUGCACUGAUGUAGUUUGACAUGUCUACUUCGUCCCCACGCAUGUUGUGCAUCUGUUGUGAGGACCAGUUCUGUGACUAUGAUGUCCCCUUUUUGUGCGUAAUUGUUCGGCGCAGAGUCUGCUUAAAUGUUGUUGUUACGACAGACACAUGUCGCACGUGUCAGGCAUUGCGUAAACAGUCGCAUUCCAGCGCGACUUAGAUUUUGGAAUUCGUGGGCGCAUGGGACUUGGAAGAGACAGUGAGGUCAAUACACCUCUGAUAGAAUGCAUCACUUGCUCACUAAUACAUUGCGUGGCCGAUCUCAUGAAAUAUUGGCCGAAAUUCUGACAAGGAAGGAUUACUUACACGGCAUUGUAAAACGUACCAUCAUGCGAGACAAUCUAACUGUAUUUUGAGCUCGCCAGAAUCUGGGUUUUUGAAUGAAUUUCUCCUCAACCUCCUGCACAAAUCACACUCGGUAAAAUGACUGCCUAAGUGGCAUGCAUCUCUUAAUAUUCGUUUUCCGCGGUCUUAUAAAUUUCAGUAUAUUUUAUAGAACGAAGGCACACAAAUAUGCUUUCUUUUUGCCCAUUUGGUAGAACUUCCCGCUAUUUAUGAGAUUUUGAAGACCGUUAAAUUUCCAUUCCUACUGCAUCCUGUCUGUACGUUUACCAACGCUCCUCAUGAAAUGUUCGGCAUAGACCGCAUCCAUUGCAAACUUUUCUGAACUGCGUAUGGAGGCUUCCUAAAUACGUCAGGAAAUAAAUGAUUUCCCUUACGCGAAAGGCAUGCACUUUGCAGCCUGAAAUUGCUGAACCCAAAAGCAACGGCUGAUCUGGCUGAGGUAUUUUAAAGAAUAGAUAAACAUUCUCAAAACCUAAAUAUACACUUUCUUAGGGCAUACAAUGUAAAGAAAACGGGAUUUUUUAACAAAUGAACAAAAGAAAACAUCUUUUGUGCAUCUUUUUCCAAACAUAUAUCUAAAUUUAUGAGACCACCGAAAAUCAGUGUUAACCAUGCAUGCCACUUAAGUGGUCAUUUUUUACCAAAUGUGAUUUCUGUGGGAGGUCGGAAAAAAUGCGCUCCAAAGUCCGAGACCCCGGUGAGCCCAAAAUACUGCGGGAUUAUGCCGCAUGAUAAUCAGUUUUAAAACACCACGUAAGUAAUCCUUUUCUGUCAUAAACGUACUUCCGAAUUACGGCUCAAAUGUCAUGCCAUCGGCCACCCACUGUUAGCUAACAAGCAGACGCUGAAAAUGCCCCUAAGUAUUAAUAGUCGUACCUCAGAAGGUUGCUGAUAAACGGCAUAGAGCUGUGUCAACUGAGACUGAGAAUCAGCACUUUAUUGCACCAUCGUUUGCUUUUGACAUGCAACUGCCGAAAUGAAUUCUGGUAGUGUAAAAUGUUAGGUUUCCUUUACCACUGAUCUUUCGAACUAUUUUGGGUGACUCGAUUUUUUCUCGACUUUGAAAAUCGGUGUAGUCUCAACUCACGUCUGCUUCAUUAUAAACAAGCACCAAAGCAAGUCGGCAUUUUGUUGAGCAAUAAGACAGUAGCUUCGUUGUUAGCUUGCGAAUAACGGGUUCCACUUUGCAUUUGUUCCAGAAUAGUUAACUUAAUUAAUUUAUAAAGCAGAUAUGCUGUCUCAUGAAUUGUCGACUGAAAGUUCGAUAUUUGUUUUCAGUUCAAAAAAUUAAUAUUUAAAGUUAGGUUGCCAUGUUAAUUGUCAUGUCAUAUAAUGGUAAGAUAUUCCAGUCACGUCCGGAUGCCGACUUUUGAAAGGGCUUUUAGUCCAAUGUUUGUAUAAGCUACAAUCAGCAAAAAUGACUACCUAAGGAGCAUGCAUUUUCCCCCUAGAUUUGUUAUGUCAGCAUAUGUUUAAAAAAAUUAUCUAUUAUUAUCUAUGUUUUAUAGAAAACAGGCAGGAGAGCGAUCUUUCUUUUAUUUUUUUGGUAGCAAAUUAGUCCUCUUCAAAUUAUGUCCAGUAAAAAGGAGUGCAUUUUGGUCUUAAAAACGUCUUGUUUAAAUUUUAUACUUGAGAAAACAUUAUAUACCGGUCUUUAGAAAGAUUUUAAAUGUGAGAUUUUUAAGACCGUAAAUAGUCCAGUCAUGCAUGAUCGCACCAGCAUAUUAUUUAAUGAUGCUUAUAAAGUGGACCACUUAAACCAUACUCAUUGCAUAAUUUUCCCAUCUUUAUAUGACUUCUCUCAAAUAACAUAUGGAGCUGUGUGAUAUUCCUUGCACGAAAAGUAUACAGCUUGUAGUUUGGAAACCCUGAGUGCAAGUGUAAAUGCAAGCGGGAUUCAGAAUUAUUUAGGAAGCUAAAACGUUUUUAAGACCAAAAUGCACUCCUUUUUACUGGACAUAAUUUGAAGAGGACUAAUUUGCUACCAAAAAAAUAAAAGAAAGAUCGCUCUCCUGCCUGUUUUCUAUAAAACAUAGAUAAUAAUAGAUAAUAAUUGAGACGACAUCCAUCAGCCACAGAGGGAUUACCGAGUAAUAUUCAUCAACUGCUAGAAGGAAAUUAUUAGUCUAUUUUAGGACUACAAGACACCAUACUAACAGCACAGGUACUAGCUCUAGUGAUCAUUUAACGCCAUAAGAGGACGUCGGUUGCCUGAUGGAAUUGUUCGAAUUUUUGCCAUCACGUAUAUUUACAGAUUAUCAGAUGGAGCGAGUACUGAAUUGUAGAAAAUGUGUCAAUGAUGUUACAUUGUGUCUGCAAAUCAGGUCUUAAAUAUGCAAUGCGGGCGAAGGGACAAAAUUUCAGUUCGAAUGGGAAAAACUACAAUUUCCUCACGCAUAUCUGUCUUUGACACACUGGAAGCCAGUUACCAUCAAGUAGCUCAACUAUCUAAAUAAGAAGCUUUCAUUUAAGAAAGUGCGUUUUGAUAGUCUAUUUGAGUGAAAAUUAUACUUACAGUGUUUCUACAAGCCCAUGCGGGCGUUUCCCCUUUAAAGCCUAAACACCAUCAUAGACAAUUGCUUAUAUUUAUAAACGUGUGGGGUAACUGCAUUUAAAUGUAUUGGCACUGUUUGAAAAUAACCUCGGUGCCUUCAUUCCACACAUAUGUUUGCUUCAUCGAUUGCCCAGAGAUACAUGUUGGUCCGGACAUUUUUCAGAAUUUCUAACUAUGCCUUUUCAUCCUUCGUAGAUUAUUUGAGGUAGACCUCCCACUAACUUCUCGCUCUUGGUCCAUCGUUGGCCCCAUAGCUAAGGUAAUCCCGUUUUUAUUUGCAUUUGGUUUAAUAUUUCCCGAAACUACUUUCCGAACCUUUAUACAGUCUAGUUUUAACUACAAUUAAAGUCUGUUCUGCUUUUCCUGAAAUGCAUGCUAACUAAUUAAGUGACCACCUGGCACUGGGUGUUGUAAGCUAAAGAUUUGAGGUGUUAAUGGGUCAGUUUCAACAAAUUAACCACUCAAAUGGUCGAACGGGUACUCUUGCCUGAGAAGACUGCAGUUACAUCGCCACCGUAUUCUGUCUGGUUGGGAUAAAUUUCGAACUCUUUCUCAUGUCGGGGUCAGUCAUGACCGGUUCUCGAGGGAGACGCUGACGCGGAUCCCGUUAUGUGGAUGGAUAAUCUAGCCCAAAAUCAGUAUUGCUGAUGUCCGUGUGCAAGUUUCACUGCAGUUAGUGGGAGUCUGUGUAGCAAUUAUAGCAGCCACAGCAAAGCGGGUGGAGUCGGGUCAUUUGAAGUGACGUAGCACCAUGAUUUGUUCUUCUAAACUCCCGCCUCCAAACCAAAGUACGUUCGACCGGCGGCGCGGAGAAAGUUGUCACACACUGAUCUGCAGACGCCUACCGGAUGUCCAAUGAGGCCGAAUUUAUUUCCAGUUCAUCUGAAUCUGCUCCAAUUGAGACAAUGCCUCCACAGACGAGGUUCGAGCCUGCGUAAGGUCUAUUCUCUUCUCUCACGGAGAGAAGUGGAUCUACAAUUUCCUAAUCUGUUCCCUGUGAUUCCUGAUAAGCUUUUGUGCUGUAAUUUGGGUGUAGUUUGCUGGUUCAAUUUCCACUGGUGGAUCUACAGGCAUAGGACGCUAAAAAGCUAGGUGUACAAACAAAUAAUAGAUCUGUAACCCAUCAGCUACUGCUGCUUAUCUGCGUACUGAUCACCGGCUGGCGUCAGGCAGUCACCAGUAUGCUAAUACUAAAUGCUUUACCAUACUAAUCGGCUUAUGCCUGGUACACAUGCUGUCAAUAUCGUUAGCCGUUCAGUAGUUGCGCAACGUUCCACUAUAUUAUUCUGACAGUGGAAAUUUCCGCUUAUGGUUAGUCGGACACAGUGAUGUGUCAGCACGCCAGGUUGAGCUUUUGACUUUAUGUUGUGCCUCAGUGUGAAAAAGAUCAAAUAAUUAACUGUCAGGUCAAAUAUGAAACGCGGACAAUAUUCUGAUAAGCAAUGUGUUUGAACGCCUUUUGUCCAUUUCCUUUUAGCCGCUGUGCAUCUCCGUUACUUUUGGUAAGCUAUGCUAAUAUAAGACAAUUCGGACACUAAGGCUGUUGUUGGUAAACAGGUUUUUGUAGAAGGAAUAAAUCUAGCCGAAAAAGCGUCCUCUUGCAUGAAAGAAACAAAUAAUCAUGUAAUCGCACAAGUCUCUGUAACGCGUUUUACAAACCUAAUAAGGACAUCACCAGUUAAGUUUUAGGUCGUCUGUAAAUGCAAAUUCAAUUAAAUCUAGACGGUAUACGGGGCCCGAAGUGGUAAAAAUACGGACAGUCCAUAGAAAAGGAAAUAUAACAGAUAAAUGUUAGAAGAAAAAUAUGCUUAAUAUGCAGUAUUAUAUGCUAUACUCGGCUGUAUGCAUAUGCACUUCAAUGGGACUAAUCAAGGUAUUGAUGUUUCAGGAACACCUCGUACACCCGACAGCCUCUUCACCGCCAGCACAACCAAUUUCCAAUCUGCCAUUGCGGCCAACACCAUCAGCAUCACCACUAAAACCGAUUCUACAUCUCCUAGCCUAUCCCGCCCGCAUUGCCCUCGCAUAUGCUCAUAACACAUCGGCCUGUUUGGUUAUUAAUAAAUUCAUCGCAGAGAGACCAGCACACCAGUGUCUAGAGCACCAACAUACACUCGUCGCCAGCGUGGCUGUGCCAUUCGCCUCCCCCAAUCUCAACAUCAGUUGGUUGAUUUAUUCGGACUGGUGCACAGAAUAGAGCAGAGAGACUGAGGACGACUAUAAGCGCACAAUGCUCACAAUCUGACGUGUUCUAAUCCACCAAAGCAUGCUGCUGCGGGUCCUGUUUAAUGUAGCCUGUUUGACACUCACUCAAGUUGAUCCGCACCGGUGUGGUUUCACAAAUUUGGCGUGUGGCACGAGUUUAGGUGGGCCAUCCACCUGCCCCCCGGUCUCACCUCCGGUCUUCUUGACUACGUUUUAACACGGGGACCUUGGUUGGGAUGGAGGAGAGAGGUCGGUUGAUGUUGCGCAUGUUUACGAUCAUUGUAUUUUUCAGUGUAGGUGUUGUUCUGUGGAGUUUUUAUUCGGCCCUUCUUCGGCAGAAUGACAUUCGCUGACCUGCACCGUCCCGAGGAUCCAGUGCUGCUAAAAUGUUUAUAUUGGCUUAUUUUUCUUCAAUCCCCCCCCCCAGAAGUAAUUCUUUGGUAGGAAUGAAAAUAUAUUCUUUUCGACUGAAUUCCAGUUCUGACCUUAGUCGGCUCCAAUCGUAGCAGGAUAACAUUCGCUGAUCCCUACUACCCCGAGUAGUCAUUGCCGUAAAAUUACCCUUUUGGGAUCAUAAUUCUGCACCACCAACACGUACUUCUUUAGUAAAAGGCAUGAUAAAACGUUUUCAGUCAGAAUCCAGCCAGGCACUUUGAUCGCCCUAAUCGAGGAAGGAGGACAUUCUUUGAGCCAAACCGACCCGGGAACACUGUUCUGCAGCUGUGUUUGCAUGGGUUUAUUGCCAUGCCCUUCCCACACGUAUUCCAUGUUGUCAGUUAGGUGGCUGUCAGAAACACACUUAUCGCUGUCAUGUCCGAGUAUCCAACGGAAAAUAUUGUGACACGACUUUUUCCGUAUCCUCUAGGAUUUACAGACUGGUGCCCCUACACCGAAAUUAUCACAGACAGAGCAGUCAGAUUUCCUUUGUGUGUAAAAGGUUACAUACACGGUGAGUAAUUCGGUUGCCGUGGCGUCGCCGUAGACGUUAGACAUCCCCAAUAUCCGACAGAAGAUUUUCGAACGUAUUUCUGCUUGUUUUCUGCGCAGGGAAAAAAUACGGUCUGUAUUUUUGAAACCCUAAGUGCUUGCAUAGCAGCAGGUCAUGCUCAAAACUAGUCAGGAAUUAGAAAGGCUUUUUAAAACCAAACUAUACAUUUUUUCGAGUAUAAAAUCGAAAGAAGACUUGAUUUUCUGCAGAAUAAAUAAAAGACUGUAAUAUCUUUGCACUUUCAAGGGCAUUGAAAAUCGAUGAGAAAAUUGCAUGCUACAUAAGUAGUCAUUUUUUGUAGAUUCUAUUUCCUGAAUGCAGUCGGAAAUAAGUUCAUUCGAAAGCCAACACCCUGAGGUAACUGGGCAAUUGUAGAAUCAUCCUGCAUGAUGAUUAGUUGUACAACCCUAUCUAAAUAAUCUUUUAGAAUCGAAAACGCAUUUCGAAAUUUCGGUUGACAUUUCAUGGGUUAGCACACCUACUAUAUGCAUGCCAGCCACCUACGCCCGCUCUUACCUCCGGUCUUCUUGACUCUGUCAUAACACGGGGCCUCGUUUGGGAUGGAGGAGAGAGUGCGGUUGAUGUUGUGCAAUGCCAACAUCAUUAUAAGCUAAAUCGAUCGCAAGCAACCGUCCCUGUGGUCGCUUUGUUGUGGGUCACAGGGCAAAUCUGGUCGAAAUCAAAGUUCGAGCUGUCGAAUGUUAAUUAAUAUGGUUUGCAAGAAUGUGAUGUGAAACGCACAGAAUGAAAUAAAAAGCAAACAAGAUGGUAGAGAUAAGGAAAAAUCGUGGAAUAAUUUACGUCUGCAGAAUGUUAUUACCGACAAAUAUAAUGGAGACAUUGUCGGUAAUACCAUUCCGCCUAUAUCAUGCGCCGCUGUGCGGCUGCUGGUUGGGGCACGAGAGAGAGUCCAGAAGACACAACGGUACGAGUUAGUUCCGUAAGAACUAUCGUGAGCGCCCCCUACCAUUAAUUUAUAUCUGUAAGCGUAAACUAAGACUUCAGCACUGGAACAGCAAAUUCUCAGACAGUUUAUUGUCCAAAUGGCGCAUUAAAUUAACGAAAACUUUCAAAUAAUAAGGCAAUUACGAUUAGUAGUGCAGAGAGGCUCUUAAAGAAUAAGUUAAAAUAUCAUCACAACAUUAUUCCGAUAUCAUUUCUUCGACAUUCGGAGUCAUAUAAACGUCGCAAAGUGAGACUGAGAGCACGUAGUCCUCUUACACAUCCAAGCAGGGAAUAGUGAAAUAUCAUGUAUGAGAAGCUACUCUUCACCCAAACGUAGGCCCUAUUACAUAAAUCCGCUCACACUUCACGAACGCAUGUAUAGAGAACACUCCCACACAGCUAUUCAAAUCGCCGAAUAAAAAUAUUCGGCAAAAUGAACGGUUGGUAACGUUGUACACUUGCCAAAACAAUCCCAGUAACUUUCCCGCAACAAGCACUUUUGGCUGCAAGGUCGGGCUUAAAAUAACCGGCAUUAGAAGAAAUAAAAUGCAGCUCAUUUAUUUCUUAAAUUCACAUCACACUGCAAAUGCAGUAAAUUCGGACAAUUACAGUUGGCUGCUCUCAGCCAGAAUCAGUUGCAGUCGUCAUUCCAUUCCGAAACCGAUAGGUUAAACUCUCCGUCUUUCUCAACCACAUGCACCCCUUCAUGCGGCAUUAACGUCGACGGUUUGCAAUCAGAAAUUUGCUCCAACUGAAGUCCGGCUAGUGCGCAGUGCAUAAUAAGCACCAACGGCUUGUCUACGCGCACAAAUCACACUCGCAGUACAAUCCGAUGAUGGUACGCUUACUACACCAUACUUCUGAGGUGGUUCUAGUACAUUAGUUAAUACAUAAAAUGUCUUAAAUCAUUUGCUCAGAUAUCAAGGAGAGAUUAUAUCAAUGCCAAGAGACGACCAUUCCAAUCAGCUAGGCUAUCAUCAGCCAGCCAUCUCCCAACUGCCUGGCAGGAAGCACCUGAUAUUUAAAUACGGUUCAUACCAGCAAUCGGCACUGGACCUGACAAAUUUACCAGUUCAAUCAUAACACAGUUUCAAGCCCGUUGAUAUCGUUUUCACCUUUCCGUGUGGCACCCGCACUGAUGUGAUGUUUGUCUAUAUGUUCAAAAUGCCUGUAUCUUGUAGAAGGUAAGAGUACAAUAGGUGACCUAUUCCACAUUAUGUUCAGCGAAAUUCUGACGCUUUUUAAAAGGAAGGAUUAUUUAAGUGAGGUUGUGGAGGAUGAGUCUGUAAAGCAGGCAUGUUUACCCGGAUGUCCAUAUUAGCGGGUGAAUGUCGACUGAAGCUUAGGUUAUAGGAAUGCCCAUGUGUGCGUACAAUGCGUCGGUUAAUACCACCAGCCGGAAUUCCCUUCCUACCUCGCAUAUCAGACUGUUUGUACGUACGAAAAGGCCACGAUUUGCACCCCCCUCGGGAGUCCCCUCGUCUACUAUGCACAGCCCUUCCCUUCCCCAUUGAAACAGGUCUGAUUGGCCUCUGUUACCCCUACAGGUUACACCCCAGACAUUUAAUCGGGCUGCACUCCUUAAUAUCGGGUACAGGUAGGCAGUGAAAGCGGCCGAUUAUUCUUGCUCCAUUUUCCACGAUGUUGACCUCCUACCCGAGGAUGACCGAAUGCUAUACGCGUGCGAGGAUCAGCCCCUCCACAUGUCUGCAACUAUCGAUAAAUUUAAUUAUUCGUAAGUCCUUCUUCCUCAUAGUUGGAGCUCGCUGAAUGGUGGUACUCGACAUUUGUUCUAUCGAGUCAUGCCUAUUUCGAUGUUGGUUGUUGCUGAGCUAGGUCUCCAGUGAGAAGUUCCCCAAGUCAAAAGUCAAUGGGACAGAUGUGAGUGGCACAGUCUUUACUCUGGCUUGAAGAAUGCAGAGUGGCCCAGUCAGACGCAGCAGAUGUUUCGGUCACUGUCGUCGAUGGGCCGAGUAGAUGGCAGAAAAUAUACGUUAUAUCACGUCCUAGUGUUCAGUUAAUGGUCGUCCAGGGGCGGUUUUACUAUGGAUUCAGGUAACAAGAAUGCUUCCCGCGUGGCAACGGGUCAUUCAGCUUCAUGACUUGAUUCCUGAUGGUUGUUAUCGAUUCGGGCAAUGAGAAUGUCCUUUUCAGAAGAAAAAAGAGGACUAUAUUAAAGAAGAAGAAGAAGAAGAAGAAGAAGAAGAAGAAGAUGAUGAUGAUGAUGAUGAUGAUGAUGAUGAUGAUGAUGAUGAUGAUGAUGAUGAUGAUGAUGAUGAUGAUGAUAAUGAUGAUAAUAGUGUAGAUGCGACUGCUGAAACAGGAAGUCUAUUGGCCUGA
Spirometra erinaceieuropaei is the source of this 10134-nucleotide messenger RNA. NCBI's taxonomy places the organism in Eukaryota, Metazoa, Platyhelminthes, Cestoda, Diphyllobothriidea, Diphyllobothriidae. The record is from the annotation of a GenBank genome assembly.